This is a messenger RNA of Anopheles nili, 1039 nucleotides long. RefSeq names its product trypsin-2-like. NCBI's taxonomy places the organism in Eukaryota, Metazoa, Arthropoda, Insecta, Diptera, Culicidae. Gene Ontology annotation, biological process: proteolysis. The transcript is spliced from 4 exons. Bases 24 to 938 code for a protein of 304 amino acids. Gene Ontology annotation, molecular function: serine-type endopeptidase activity. The record is from RefSeq and is a predicted model, not a curated record.
AGACUACUCCUCGCAGAGCGAUCAUGACUUUCUCCGGCCUUGCUAGUAGUGUUAGGACAGCUUUGCUGAUUUCCGCUGUUAUACUCUGCACGAUGCGUACGUUUUGUUCGGCGGACGAGCCUCGAAUUGUCGGUGGAUUUCCCGCAACUAACAUGGCGCUGUACCAUCAGGUGUCCGUUCGAUCGAAAUCCGCCGAUCUAAGCACGUUCGGUCGAGGUCACAUAUGCGGUGGAAGCUUGAUCAACGCCGGCACGGUGUUAAGCGCCGCCCAUUGCAUGGUGGACGUGAACGAUAGACCACGGGCAGCGAGCUACUUCCGGAUCGUGGGAGGAAACAUCUAUCGCAACACCCAAACCCCCCAAACGUUCGUCUCAGACGUGAAGAAAGUCGUGGUUCAUAGCAAUUACAACGCGAAUGGUUUCCUCAACGAUAUAGGCGUCUUCAUUCUCGCGAAAGAAGUCGCCAGCAAUCACGUCUCGCUGCAGCCAAUACCGCUGGCCGUUCAAGUACCACCGAAUGGCACACAGUGUCUAACGAGUGGCUGGGGCAGUCUGUACUACGAUGGACCGUCAAGUGAUGUGCUGAUGGCGGUGAAUAUAUCGAUAAUCGCGAAGGCUACCUGUAAUGCCGCCGGCAGUUACGCCGGUUCGAUCGUGAACGGUAUGCUGUGCGCUGGUGUCAUGAAUGGCGGCAAGGAUGCGUGCCAAGGCGAUUCUGGUGGACCGCUCGUGUGCAACGGUGUGCUGGUUGGAGUCGUAUCGUAUGGUGUGGAUUGUGCCCUGCCGCAGUAUCCUGGCGUGUACGCGGAUGUCCCGUAUUACCGUGAUUGGAUCGUGAAAAACAACUCCCACGUGGCUAACCUGCCGUCGGUGGUGUUGAUCAGCUUUCUUUCCUUUGCGUAUUUCUGGCUUAGCGGUGUGCGACAGAAUGCUUCGUAAGGACCUUGCUGUGAUACGGUUCCAAACCGGCCGGCAGUUUGUUAUGUUGCUUUUUAUGGAAAUGUUUUCGAAUUAAAAAAUAAAAACUCAAACGUACAAAA